Messenger RNA from Nomia melanderi (Alkali bee), 2158 nucleotides. RefSeq names its product Homocysteine-induced endoplasmic reticulum protein (gene Herp). Gene Ontology annotation, biological process: endoplasmic reticulum unfolded protein response. The record is from RefSeq and is a predicted model, not a curated record. Gene Ontology annotation, molecular function: protein binding. Lineage: Eukaryota; Metazoa; Arthropoda; Insecta; Hymenoptera; Halictidae.
ACAUACUUGAAAACCGGGUUUUAUCGAACCAUAAAUAAAUCGUAAUCUACAACCAAUGAUAAGUCGCCAAAUAUGUGAUUUCAUUUAGUGACGCUUAUAAAAAUAUAUCAACGAUUAAAUACUUGUUCAUAUUUUCCCAUAGUCGUGCUAUACUAUCGUUCAAUCUGUUAGUAUUCGGUGUUUAAAUAAAUAAAUAAAUAUACAGUGCUGCUAGUGUAAAUCAGCAGGCCAAUCUAAUAAAUAAAAGAACGUAUUGUAUACAUUUUCGAAGCCACAGUAGUAUCAAUUUGCCUCGGUAGCAUCGUUAAUUAACACUGUCUAAGUAAGUGACAGUGGAAGGCCAGCUGAUUGUGGGAAAUUGCAAAGGUUGAAUUUAACAAUAAUGGAAGGCGUUGCUGUGAAACUAAUAAUAAAAACACCCAAUCAGCAAAUUAAAGACCAAGUUGUUAAAUGUGAUAUCGGAUGGACCAUUGGUCGAUUAAAAGAAUAUUUAUCCGAAGUUUAUCCUAGCAAACCAGAAAGAGCAAGUCAAAAGCUUAUAUAUUCAGGACAGUUAUUGAACGAUUCUACGUUAUUGAAAGAUGUUUUAAGAGAAUGUGAUGGACAAGAAGAUCAAGCUUACACUGUUCAUUUAGUUUGCACUUCACAAAAAACAUCUACACAAAAAGUAAUGUCAGAGCAAAUGAAAGAAAGUCCAAGUGCGGCUGUAAGAAAUACAGCAGAACACACAAGAUUAAAUAAUGCAAAUAAUAUGCAAAAUGUGGGUCAAAAUAUUAAUAAUCCUACUGUGCAACAUACUCCUACACAAUUGUAUUCUACCCAGCAAUAUUUCGAUCCAAGGAAUAGUCAACAAAUGGCAUGGAUGCAACAGGCGUACACACAUUAUUUUACCCAGUACAUGCAACUCAUGGCGGCACAAGGAAUCCCACUACAAACUAGCAUUCCAUAUGUACAACAAAUGAAUGUUAAUACCAAUGAUAGUGUUCAAAAUUCAUAUGGAAAUAAUAUCAGCAAUAAUAAUAACAACAACAAUAACAUUAUCAACAACAACAACAAUAAUAAUAAUAAUAACAAUAACGUAGGUGAUGAACAGCAACAACCUGCUGCACAAGAUGCUGAUAUUAAUGGUGGAAACAAUGGUGCUGGAGAGGAUGGUGCAUUUAAUAUAGAUUGGCUAGAUUUUUCUUAUACCCUGUCCAGAAUAAUUGUUCUUUUCAGUAUUUUAUAUUUUUACUCAUCUCCUCUAAGAUUCCUUAUUGUUACAUUUCUUGGCUUUGCGAUGUACCUAUAUCAAGGUGGUUUCUUCCGAGUGCAACCUCUUCCUUUACCUGAGAAUAAUAAUGGUAGAGUAGAUAGAGUAGACAAUAAUAAUCAAGUGUUACAAAAUGAAGCUAUGGGUCCUCAGCCUGUAGCGCAGCAACAAAAUGGUCAAGUACCAACGGCACAAGCAGAAGCUAGAACAAACGCGAACGAAGAACACGAAGAAGAAAGACCUGGGGCACUUGCUUUGACUUGGACAUUUUUCAGUACAUUUUUUGCAUCUCUUAUACCAGAUCAACCAAAUGUUAUAUAAUUUUUCGAGUGUUAAUCGUUUGCACUCGUUUUUGUUGUAAAGUUAAUUUUCUUGUUGAAACAGUUUUUAAAAUGUAACACUGAACCCAUGGAGGUGGUCUCUUUAUAGCAUAAAAAUUUGAUAAAUAUUAAGAAUGAAGUCAACAUCAUUAGAUAUUCUAAAAAUGAUUUUUAUAGACCAUCACUUUGAGAAAGUUUUAUGGAAUUUUCAACAUAAGGCUCUUGUAUACAGUAAUACAUAUAAUAAUAAGUAUACAUAUUAUACAUAUGCUUAAAAUAAAUGACAUUUUUAUAGAUAUUUCGAUUGGUAUAUGCAAACGUUUAAGUAUGAUAUUAAAUCAUUGAGACUACCCCAAGGUUUACUCAUAAAAUGAACAAUCAAUGAUUAUUCUGUAGUAGGUAACUUUAGCUUCAAUUUAAUAAGAAAUUACUAAUAAUCAUCCCAAAGUAUUUAGGAUUUGUUGUAUAAUAAAAUUUCUGUUUUUGUAGUUACAUAAAGAUACAACGACAAAAAAUAUAUACUGUGUAUAUAAAUAAAUUAUUGUAGAGCUUGUAAGGUACUGAUAAAUAUAAAAAUCAAAAAGGA